Messenger RNA from Nilaparvata lugens (brown planthopper), 6078 nucleotides. RefSeq lists its product as uncharacterized. The transcript is spliced from 12 exons. Bases 146 to 5107 code for a protein of 1653 amino acids. Gene Ontology annotation, molecular function: ATP binding; protein serine/threonine kinase activity; RNA endonuclease activity. Gene Ontology annotation, biological process: protein phosphorylation; intrinsic apoptotic signaling pathway in response to endoplasmic reticulum stress; IRE1-mediated unfolded protein response. Lineage: Eukaryota; Metazoa; Arthropoda; Insecta; Hemiptera; Delphacidae. The record is from RefSeq and is a predicted model, not a curated record. Gene Ontology annotation, cellular component: IRE1-TRAF2-ASK1 complex.
CCAACAUUCAAUUACACUCAUAUGAUCGGAUGACACUGUUUGUGUUAUCUAUUUAGCACAAAACAUCAACAAGUUGACUGUCAAUUUUAAAGCAAUUUUUAAAUAAUAUCUCAAAGUUUUAUCCAUCAUUUUACAAAGUUUUAAAAUGACGAAAGGCAACAAGAGAAAUAAAAAGAAAGAGAACAGAAAGAAUACUGAACAAGAAAAAAGAUUUACUGAUGGAGACGCAGCUAACUUAUCCGGUGUUAAAAAAGAAAGCAAUUACAUUUCGUACUUGAAAAAGGACGAUGUGCAAGAAAUCAGAAAUCUUCUCAGCUCCGAAGUACUGGAUGAUUGUGAUUUGCUGCUGGGGUCUGUAGCUAUUGGAAACUUUUCUGUGGUAAAGAGACUUCUAAAGCAUGGCUGUCAAAUUAAUUCUCGAGGGAAGAACGACUGGACCUGUCUUAUGUGGGCAGUGAAAUGUAAGCGUUUGGAAAUGAUUGAUUUGCUAAUUAAAAGAUCGGCCGACAUUAGUGCCACUAAUGCAGAAGGCGACAACGCAAUGCUGUUAGCCAUCCAGAGCGACGCCUGGCACCAGGACGCUUUCCUUGAUCUUUGCAAUACUAUUUCACGAUUUACGACUACUUUCCGAGAAGUAGUGAAUCAUGCGAACAAGAAAGGUUACACACUGCUGCAUUUCUCAGUGAAAAGAAAAUGGAACAACAUUGUGGAUCGGUUGAUUGAAGAUGGUGCUGAUGUUGAUUGUAUUGACUACAGAGGCAUCACUCCUCUAAUGAUAGCUGGAUACUGUGGGGAUAUAUCGCUUAUCAAAAGACUUCUAAGAUCCAGAGCAAAUGUCCUUCUCGAAGAUAAGAGAGGCUGUACAGCAGUAUGCUAUGCAAUAGCUUUCAUGCUGCCAAAACAUGUCGAAAUCUCUCAGACAUCAGAUAACAAAUUGCCAGAGGAGUUCAGUAUAUUUAAGUCAAUGAUGUUAUCAGAGCAGACAUACCUCAAAAGAAAGCUGGAUCUGCUGGUUUAUCCACCGAUUGCGGAUUUUGCUAGCACUAUCAGAAAAUGUUUCAUUCCAUUGGUGACAUAUUUUGUGCGUUUCAACAAGAAUGGACUUCUACUAUUGAUGGAGCUUCAGGUCUUUGAGAGGAUACAGGAAGCAAUCGAUAGACAUAUUGAAGAUGUUGAGUACGUGAAAGCUCUGAUGUCAGUCACCCUGGAAUUGGCGAGAGAUUGCCAAUGUUGUUUUAACGAAUUCCUACCAGCAGAGGUUGGAAAGAUCUUUAUGAGAGCUGGACUUCCAGAGACCUGUCUUCGAAUUUUGGCAAAGCAUGAUCAAUCUAUGAAGGAAAGUAUAAUAAAGGCAGCCCUAUUACCAUUGAUAUCAGUGAGCACAUCGCGAGCCUUGUCUGGAAAAAUAUGGCUACAAAGCAAUUACAAAACUCUGACUCCAUUCUUCCAAAACUGUAAUAUCUCCAAAGACAAAUCCUUCAAAAUCUUAGCAGACGAUUUUCAUAAGAAUCUAUUGAGACAAAAUGUGAGAGAUUUUGGGAAAAUGUUGAAAAAUUUAGAAUCUGGAAAACUGAUUGUUCAGAGCAUGGAAAUUGGUAAAUUUGAAGAGCAUUUGUCAAAGAAUGGAUCAGAUGGGAACCGUAGUACAAUCUCCAAUUCACGAUCGGUUAGUCCGAGUUUCACAGAUUUUCCAAGUGAAAAGUUUAGCCCGCAAAUGUUUGCAACUAAAAGAGCAAAUAGUAUUGAGCCAUCAAUUCUACCAAAACAUGAAGAAAUAAAACAAUCCCUACAACAAAAUAUAAUCAAAUGUUCAUCGAAUAAUACCGAAGGAUAUACAAAUCUCACCGAGCUUUUCAUGUCCAGGAAAAAUUCAGAUAAUAAAAAAACGCAAUUAUUACAAAAACCAGCAACAAAAGCCUGUCUAGAUGAGGAAGUUGAAGCUUUGAAGUCACAAUACAGAAGUCUAGAGAAUAUAGGGAUGAAACUUGAUGAUUCAGAAAAUAAUGUUGACAGAAGUCAUAAAUUAAUCAAUGACAACCAAAUCUUGAAAAGUAGAAUAGAAGAUGGCAAGACUUUUAGCUCUGUGUUACAACAGAAAACAAAAACUGAAACGUACUCUAAAUAUUUUAUAACGAAUUCUAAUCAAAACAUAGCUCCUGCACUGUUGACGAAGCAUAUUCUAGAAAAACAUGGUAAUUAUCUAGAAAACUGUACUGAAAAUACUGUGACAUCAGCUGCAGUUAGUGAAUCAAGACAAACAAUUAUUGAUAACUUGAAACCUAAUUCAAUUAUUGAGGCUAAUUGCGUCAAAGAUUUUGAAGGCAGAUAUAAAAAUCCCAUAUCCAACUUUUUAUGGAGUUUAGAUGUGGUCAAUGAUAAUCCUAUGACAGAAAAGACAAACAUUUUCAAAUGUGGGGAAACAUGGGAGUCAAAUAUUCCAGCAUCUGAUUAUAGACAUAGCUUCAAUAAAUGUUAUGUUGAAAAUGAGGAUCAUAAGGCCCCUGUAAAAGCUGAGGUUGAAACUAACUCCAAUGUUGAAUCUGAUGAUAAUAUAGUUCAGUUUGAUUCUAAAACCAAUUAUACGGUUUAUUAUGAUGAGAAGGAUUCAAUUCUUCGACAAGAGAAAAGUAAAUUUGAAUCAGAUUUGACAGCAUUCAAAGACAAUAUUUCUAACAAUUAUCUCAAUGAUGAUAAAAUCGAAUAUACAGGUAGAGUUAAGAGUCCUGAAAUUAAACAUCACUAUAAGAAUAACGAUCCUACGAAAACGAAUAGGCCUAGUGAAAAAGUAUUUUCAUUUGAAUUGAAUCCUCCAUUAUUCAAAAACAAUAAAUAUGACAUUGAUUUCUCCGAUGAUGAUCAGAAAAUUGGAAUUUAUAAUGAUGCAGAUUACUAUAAUUUUGACUAUGAAAGAGAUGCUGAAAUGAAUGAUGUUUGUGAUGAUGGAGGUAUGUUUAGAGUUGUCGAUGAUAAUAAUUUCUUGAAUAAUCAAUACCAGAAUUACGAGACUGAAGUUAUAGAGUAUGAUUCUUUCAAUAUCAAAAAUAUGCAGAGUAGUAACUUGGAUACAGUACUAAUGAAUAAUUCGAAUAGGAAUCAUGAAGUGAAUUAUUGUGUUAAUGAAAAGGAAAACUCAGAGCUAGAUGUUGUAGAACAUGAACUUUCGAAAGCGGCGGAAGGAAAAAUUGAGAGAGAAAAAUGUUCUUCCUUGAACGAAUUAGACACCCAGAUAGAAAAAUUGUACAAGCAAGUGAACCAUAUCAUCAAUCAGUAUGAAACACUUUGUAAGAAAGACUUUGAAAAUGGAUAUCCAAAAUUUCAGGGUGAUGAAGCAAGACUUCUUGAACUGAUGACAAGUCUUCCACUUGUUGAAUUGUCUCAUCUACAAAAUAUGAAGCAGAAAUGGAAUGAGCUACGCGAGAAACUAACAACUAGAAGUGAACAGAUGUUGGAAGGGGUUGCUGAAAAAGUUGAAAAGUAUCUUGACAAUUUUUCAAAAAGUCUUGACAAGAGAAUCGACGAAUGCACGAUUUCAAAUGAGCUUGAAUUGUCUGAUAUAGGAGAGGAUUUAAAAUACAGUAAAUUAUUUUGUGGUGAUGAAAAAUAUAGAUCUAAAUCAACUGAAGAUAGAAUUACAAACAAUGAUGAUGGCAAAGUGGUGAUUCAAAUCGACGAAAGUCAAUUUCUUUGUGAAAAUUAUAGAUCAGAUAAUAAUUAUUGGUGCUCAAACUAUAACAAAGAAUUGAACUGUUUCAGAAAUUAUGAAGAGAAUAAAAAUAUUGAUGAUUAUUAUUAUCAUUAUUCACAAUUCAAACAAACUGGAUUUUUUCAGCAACCGAGGAGAACAAUUGUAAAAAAUGAAGACAUCUACGACAAGGGUGAUUUCAAUAGGAUAUCACAUCCUAAACUCACUCCUAAGUUUGAUAGGAUAAUUGAAAAUACAUUUUUGAGAGAGGAGAGACCCGAUUGUGAGAGACAACUCAUUGAAGAAAGGAAAUCAAUGUAUUGUUCGCAAAAUUACUUGGAUUUGAUUUUAAACCUGAUGAAUUUGAACGAGAAAAAGAAAGAGAUAUUUGGAAAUGGAUCACUAAUCCUUGCAGCAUCUUCAACGUUUCCUGAAUAUAAGUUGAGAAAUGGCGGAAAUUUUGGUACAGUUGAAUUAGGUAUGGACCGAGAAGGGUAUCCAUUAGCUGUGAAGAAAAUAAUUCGGUGUAAGACUAAAUGUAUGGAAAUGAUAACUUGCACACUGCGCAGCUUGUUGUAUGAAAUGAGAGAUCUCCAUCAUGCAAACAUUGUGCCCUAUGUCAACUAUGUUGAGACUGAAUUCAAUGUCAUGAUAGCCAUGCCUCUCUGUGAGAAAAAUCUAGAUGAAUACAUAGAAGAGUUAAAGGAGUGUAAUGAGCUUGCAAACCGUAGUCUGGAUUUGGUGCAACAGAUGAUGAAAGGCCUUCAAUAUCUACAUUCAUGUACCCCAUCAAUAAUUCAUGGGAAUUUGAAACCAACAAAUAUUUUGAUUGAUUCCAAACAAUUAGUUCGCCUAGCUGAUUUCGGCUUGCACAAGGUACUUUACAAGCAAAAGAGUCCGCUGGUUGAUGAAAUGAUUUGGUGGGCUCAAGAAACCUAUUUGACUUACAAGAGCACUUUAAAAAUGGUCUGUACUUUACAAUCGGACAUUCAAGUGGCUGGAAUAGUGAUGCACUAUAUUUUGACGGGGGGUAUUCACCCGUUUGGACGAGCCAGCCCCAUAUUCAUUUUGGAUGACCCUAGUAUUUUGGUGCCCACUUUGCAUACAACCAACUGCGAGGCCAAUGACCUUUUGACCUGGAUGUUGGAAGAUGUCAACAGUCGACCCAACAUCGAUCAGAUCUUGAGCCACAUAUUUUUCUGGUCUGAAGAGCGAAAAUGGGAAUUUAUCUUGGCUUGCUCGGGAGUCGACACCAAUUAUGAAGCUUCGCACUUGCCUUUGCAACAGUUUUUCAACUUUAUCAACCAACGAACGCUGAAAGAUAAAUCAGACGGAAAUUGGGGAACGAUAAUCGAACAAAACUUUCCCGAACAUUAUCUAAACGUGUCGAGGAAAUGUGACGUGGAAACGGUGAGUGGUUACUGAUGUUCAUCAACCACAGCAAUUUGAACACAGAACCCGAAUUCAGAGCACGGUUCAGGGAUGUGAUUUUCCUCGCAUAUCCGAAUUUGCCUCUGGGCUUGUUCCGUUUCAUAGAGGACUCUGAGUGGGAAACUCAUCCUCAACUAAUCAUGUAUUCCCACCACUCGUUGUAUUCACACAAAUAUGUAUAAUUGAGAAAAAGACAUUGAACACAAUACUUGAAACAAUUAUUUGGAUUCUUUACAUUUAAAUUCUAUAAAUAUUGUAAAUAUACUUCAUGUGUUACAUUAUGGACUAUUAUUGCUGGAAGAGUAGGCCUAUAGUAAUGGAAUUUUAACUACACGAUUUGGAACAAGAGUUAUAACAGGAGUUUUUACUAAAAUAUUUACAAAAUAUUAUGGAUUAGAAUUAUUGAUAAGGUAAAGAAAUAUUGUUUUACAUAAUUAAUUAUUAGAAACAGAGGAUUAUAUUAUUCAUAUUAAUAUUAUCAUAUUUCAUAUUAAGGUAGGUAGCGUAUAUCUUUUGAUAUUUGUAUUACCGUGUAGUAUUAAGGAAGACACCGUAAAUAUUUAAAGAAAUAUUGAAUACCGUAUAUUUAUUGAUUUUCAUUAUAAGAAAAAUCAUAUUUGUACACCGUGUGGUAUUAAGGAAGACACCGUUAAUAUUUAAAGAAAUAUUGAAUACCGUAUAUUUAUUGAUUUUCAUUAUAAGAAAAAUCAUAUUUUUAAAUAAAAUAACUUACAAUUUAUUGAAAAUAUCAAAUGCUUGGAAUAUUAUUGACAAUAAAAUAUUGUUUACUCAACACACUUAUUUGUUGCAGAUUGUUAGAAAGAAUAUUAUAUUCUACUAAACUAUGUUUCUACUAUUUAUCUACUAUCUACUACUUUACUAUUGAUAUUACUACUACCUACAACUCAUGUAAUAAAUGAGUAGGCUACAAAACUUGCUUGGUAAUAAUAUCAUAGGCUAAGAAA